Molecule: messenger RNA, 3469 nt
Organism: Amaranthus tricolor (Joseph's coat)
Lineage: Eukaryota; Viridiplantae; Streptophyta; Magnoliopsida; Caryophyllales; Amaranthaceae
Exons: 9
Coding region: 190-3270 (1026 amino acids)
Biological process (GO): tricarboxylic acid cycle
Cellular component (GO): oxoglutarate dehydrogenase complex; mitochondrion
Molecular function (GO): oxoglutarate dehydrogenase (succinyl-transferring) activity; thiamine pyrophosphate binding
Source: RefSeq, a predicted model, not a curated record
AUCUUUGUGUUUUUCAAUCUAUCUAUGCGCUUUUUGACAUUUCCCUGUUUUCUUACAAUGCAUUCUCUCUCUUCCUUCUUUCUCCCUCCUCGUCAAAUCUAGAUAUCAGGGUUUCUGAUCUACUAUCAAGUACUCAUUUUCUAAAUUAUUCAGCUUGUUUUUAAGUUGGUGAAUUUGUGAUCCGAAGCAAUGGCUUGGUUUAGAGCUGGAUCUUCUGUGGCAAAGCUUGCUGUUAGGAGGGCAGUAGCUCAGGGACGGUCUUAUGUAACCAGAACACGAGUCACUGAUUCACAAACCCGAAUUACUGUUAAUUCACUUCACCGUUCUUUUCAUAGCACAAUUGUUAAACCAAAAGCUGCUCCUGUUCCGCGCCCUGUACCACUUUCACGGCUCACCGAUAGUUUCCUUGAUGGGACAAGUAGUGUGUAUCUAGAGGAGCUACAAAGAGCUUGGGAAGCUGAUCCUAACAGUGUUGAUGAGUCGUGGGACAAUUUCUUCAGGAACUUUGUUGGCCAAGCAGCUACAUCUCCAGGUAUAUCAGGACAGACUAUUCAAGAGAGUAUGCGUCUGCUUCUGCUUGUGAGGGCUUACCAAGUUAAUGGUCACUUCAAGGCCAAGUUGGACCCAUUGAACCUGGAAGAAAGGCCAAUUCCUGAUGACUUGAACCUGGACGUUUAUGGGUUUAGUGAAGCUGAUCUGGAUCGUGAAUUCUUUCUUGGAGUGUGGAGGAUGGCUGGUUUUUUGUCAGAGAAUCGCCCUGUUCAGACUCUUAGAAACAUCCUUAAUCGUCUUGAGCAGGCAUACUGUGGGAGUAUCGGUUAUGAGUAUAUGCAUAUACCUGAUCGUGACAAGUGUAACUGGUUGAGAGAUAGAAUUGAGACCCCUACACCAAUGGAAUAUAACAAGGAAAGGCGUCAUGUGAUGCUUGACAGGCUUAUAUGGAGUACCCAGUUUGAGAGUUUCUUGGCAACAAAGUGGACUACAGCUAAAAGAUUUGGUCUUGAAGGCUGUGAAACUCUUAUUCCUGGCAUGAAGGAGAUGUUUGAUCGAUCUGCAGAUCUUGGGGUUGAGAGUAUAGUAAUUGGAAUGUCUCACAGGGGUAGGUUAAAUGUGCUGGGAAAUGUCGUUAGAAAACCCCUUCGACAAAUAUUUAGUGAAUUCAGUGGCGGCACAAAACCUACAGAUGAGGUAGGACUUUACACAGGAACUGGAGAUGUCAAGUAUCAUUUAGGUACUUCUUAUGAUAGGCCUACUAGAGGUGGGAAGCGGAUUCAUCUGUCAUUGGUUGCCAAUCCUAGUCACUUAGAAGCUGUGGAUCCAGUUGUGGUUGGGAAGACAAGAGCUAAACAGUACUAUUCUAAUGAUGCGGACAGGACAAAAAAUAUGGCAAUUUUGAUCCAUGGUGAUGGUAGUUUUGCUGGACAGGGUGUGGUCUACGAGACACUCCAUCUUAGUGCUCUUCCAAAUUACACUACUGGUGGUACAAUACAUAUUGUGGUGAACAAUCAAGUUGCCUUUACAACUGAUCCAAGGUCAGGAAGAUCUUCGCAGUAUUGCACUGAUGUUGCCAAAGCUCUAAAUGCCCCCAUCUUUCAUGUUAAUGGGGAUGAUUUGGAAGCUGUUGUUCAUGUUUGUGAGCUUGCAGCGGAGUGGCGUCAGACCUUCCACUCAGAUGUUGUGGUUGACAUAGUUUGCUAUCGUAGAUUCGGUCACAACGAGAUUGAUGAGCCUUCUUUCACACAACCAAAAAUGUACAAGGUCAUUCGAAAUCAUCCUUCUGCGCUUGAUAUCUACAAGAAGAAAGUUCUUGAAACCGGAGAAAUGGCAAAGGAAGAAGUUGAUCAGAUCCAGAAAAAGGUUAUGACAAUUCUCAAUGAGGAGUUCGAUGCAAGCAAGGCUUAUAUUCCUCAAAGGAGAGAUUGGCUUUCAGCUUAUUGGCUAGGUUUUAAGUCUCCUGAACAACUUUCUAGAAUCCGUAACACUGGGGUUAAACCAGAGAUCCUGAAGAAUGUUGGGAAAGCUAUCACCACACUUCCUGAGACCUUUAAGCCACACAAAGCUGUGAAAAGGAUUUAUGAGAACCGUGCUCAAAUGAUUGAGACGGGGGAGGGCAUCGAUUGGGCAGUUGGUGAAGCACUAGCUUUUGCCACUUUGCUAGUUGAAGGCAAUCAUGUUCGAUUGAGUGGUCAGGAUGUUGAGAGGGGUACAUUUAGCCAUAGGCAUUCUGUAAUCCAUGAUCAGGAAACUGGUGAAAAAUACUGUCCUUUGGACCAUGUCAUGAUAAAUCAAAAUGAAGAAAUGUUUACAGUUAGUAACAGCUCUCUUUCAGAGUUUGGUGUUCUUGGAUUUGAAUUGGGUUAUUCCAUGGAGAAUCCUAAUUCAUUGGUCCUGUGGGAAGCUCAGUUUGGUGACUUUUCUAAUGGGGCACAAGUUAUUUUUGAUCAGUUUUUGAGUAGUGGGGAAGCAAAGUGGUUGCGACAAACCGGUCUUGUUGUGCUGCUUCCUCAUGGAUAUGAUGGCCAGGGACCUGAACAUUCAAGUGCGCGAUUGGAACGUUUCUUACAGAUGAGUGAUGACAACCCCUAUGUCAUACCUGAGAUGGAACCCACCUUACGGAAGCAGAUUCAGGAAUGCAAUUGGCAGGUUGUCAAUGUAACAACCCCUGCCAAUUAUUUCCAUGUGUUGCGUCGCCAGAUACACAGGGAAUUCCGCAAGCCUCUAAUUGUCAUGUCACCUAAGAACUUACUUCGUCACAAAGAUUGUAAAUCAAACCUUUCUGAAUUCGAUGAUGUUAAGGGUCAUCCCGGUUUUGAUAAACAAGGAACCAGAUUCAAGCGUCUCAUAAAAGAUCAGAAUAUGCACUCAGAUCUGGAGGAGGGUAUUAGACGCUUGGUUUUGUGCUCUGGAAAAGUUUACUACGAGCUUGAUGAACAAAGGAGAAAAGUAGAGGGCAGUGAUGUUGCCAUUUGUAGAGUGGAGCAACUCUGCCCCUUCCCAUAUGACCUUGUCCAACGAGAAUUGAAGCGGUAUCCAAAUGCUGAGAUUGUCUGGUGCCAGGAAGAACCGAUGAACAUGGGUGCUUACAGUUACAUUGCACCCCGUCUUUGUACUGCAAUGAAAUCUGUAAACAGGGGAUCUAUUGAUGACAUUAAGUACGUUGGUCGUCCUCCAUCUGCUGCAACUGCAACUGGUUUUAUUUCUGUUCAUGUCAAAGAACAAACCGAGCUCGUAGAGAAGGCAUUACAGCCUGAGCCUAUCCAAUUCCCAUGAAUUGAAGCUUCUACUUGAUUUUUGAUAAACAAAACUAAUUUUCGAGUAAAAGAGAGAACAUUGUAUGCUCUCUGCAAAACUUCUUUUCAGCGGUAAAAUAAUUAUAAGAUACUCAUUGGAUUUUGAAAUUAGAUUUUAAAACAGAAAAUUUGUACUCACAAAUAAGUUACAAGUCAAUUGAUGUAUAUUAUUUUUUUGA